AUGCAGAUCGUCAUUGUGAUGAUUCUCCUGUUUGUGGGUAGCACAGACGGGAAGUCCGACUUCGAGGCUCUCUUGGAGUUCAAGAACGGGAUCAAGGAAGGUCCUCCGGGGCGCCUCGUCAGCUCUUGGAACACCGAGAGUCUGCCGGAAUCUGGGGGUUGCCCUUCCAGCUGGUACGGGAUCCAGUGCUCAGGUGGCCGCAUUAUCUCUAUCACUCUGAGCGGUAUGAAUCUGGUAGGGGAAGUCAACCUGUCUGCUCUGACUGGAAUGGAGAUGCUCGUCAAUCUCUCUCUCUCUCAUAAUCAUCUGUCGGGAAUCCUCCUCCCGGAAGCGGGAUCCUUCAAGUCUCUCGAGUUUCUGGAUCUCUCUGACAACUCAUUCGUGGGUGGGAUUCCGGCGGCGCUGACCGAAAUCGAGAGCUUAGUCUACCUCAACUUGUCGUUAAACAACUUCAGCGGGAGGCUGCCCGCCGGUUUCAGAAACCUUUGGAAGCUUGCUUACUUAGACUUGCGGUCGAAUGGUAUCUCCGGCGACGUGGAAAGAUCCCUUCUUGAGCUGCAGGUCUCAGUCCGGGUAGACUUCAGCCGUAACGCAUUCACCGGGUCGCUCAGAUCAGUCCCAGAGAAUUCCUCCCUUCUGGGUUCAAUCCAGUAUCUGAACAUCAGCCACAAUAAGCUCUCGGGAGAGCUGUUCCCCGAUGUCAUGCCUCUGUUCGACAGCUUGGAGGUGUUCGAUGCCAGCCACAACCAGCUCGAAGGCCAGGUCCCUGCCUUCAACUUCAUCGUCUCUCUUCGUGUUCUACGGCUGCGGAAUAAUCGCUUCUCUGGGUCCUUGCCGGAAACCUUUCUGGAGGAAAGCUCAAUGACCCUGGGUGAUCUUGAUCUCAGCAACAACCAGCUCGAAGGUAAUGAAUUUUUCUUUUCUUUUUUUUCUUUGUUUUCUCUGAUGGGAGCAAAGAGAAUAUAAUUCCCAUCUCUAUCUUAAUUUUCUUAUGGUUUUCUUCACGCAAAUCAUACUGUUGCAAGAUCUACCUUUGACCCCGGAGAUAUUUUGGUCAUGAACUUAGUCAUUCAUAUUUUGAUAGAUAAUGAUAUUUUGAUAGAUAAUGAUAGAAACUACAUCCUCUUUUGGUACAGGACCUGUCAAGAGCAUUACAUCCGGAACUCUGAUAAGUCUCAAUCUUUCCUUUAAUAAGUUGUCGGGCUCCUUGCCUCUGAGAGUUGGGAGCUGCGCAUCCAUUGAUCUGAGCAGCAACAUGCUCUCUGGGAACCUAUCCAGAGUAAGGGACUGGGGAAACUAUGUGGAAGCCAUCGAUCUGAGUUCAAACUCGUUGGAAGGCAUGCUGCCCAACGAGACUUCUCUCUUUCUGAGGUUGGCCUCCUUCAAGGUCUCGAAUAACUCGUUGCACGGGGAGCUACCCUUCGUGUUGGGGACGUACCCUGAGUUGCAGGCCAUCGAUUUUAGCCUCAACAAGCUGUAUGGGUCUCUCCCGUCGAGUCUUUUCACUUCUUUGCGGUUAUCGGAGGUGAAGCUUUCUGGGAACAGCUUCACUGGUUCAGUCCCGCUACCGAGCUCUCAAGUGGGGGCUCCCAUGGCGGCGAGUGCUCCUUCUGCAUAUGCUGUCCAAAAUUAUAGCUUGACGCAUCUAGAUCUCUCAGACAAUUCUCUCAGUGGCUCCUUGCCUGCGGUAAUCGGUGCUCUGAAGGGUCUGAAAUUGCUGAAUGUCAGUAGAAACAACUUCUCGGGGAUAAUCCCGCCGACAAUCAGCAACCUCCACAGCUUGCAAUCUCUGGAUCUCUCCGGCAACAAUCUGGUAGGCGGCAUUCCCAGUGGUAUCUCUGAAGAGCUUGUGGCAUUCAAUGUUUCAUACAACAAUCUUUCCGGCAUUGUUCCCCACAAUCUGCUGCGAUUUCCUAAUUCCUCAUUUCAUCCGGGAAAUCCUCUCUUGAUCCUUCCGCGUGACUUUUCAUUGAAUGGGCCCAAUCUGGGUGAUGAGAGGAGGCGUGAGCAUCAUCAUAUGAAGCCCUUGAUCAGGAACAUGAUGAUCGUGGGCUUCGUCGGCGCCAUCUUUGUGAUGAUACUCUUGUCAUUGCUGAUCUAUUAUAGGACUUCUCUGGUCAGAGAAAGGGGAAAAAAUGCUGAUCAGAGCAAGUUCCCUGGCAACAAAUCUCUUGUAACCCAAGGAGGUGCAGACCCUCCACCUUCGGGCUUGCCAGCUGACCAUGGUGUCAUUUUGUCAACGGAUAAGCCCUCUGUGAACAACGGUAAGCUAGAGUCAACUAUGGACUUUCCCCAACCUGAUCAGAUCAAAAGUGGGCAGCAGUCUCCUUUGUCCCUCUUUGCGUCCUCGCCUUAUUCAAGAGAUGAGAAUUCAUCAGAGCAGCCCUCUAUUUUCAAGGUGCGUUCACCGGAUAAGCUCGCGGGUGAUCUCCAUCUACUGGACAGUUCAUUCGUAUUCACUGCAGAGGAGCUUUCUCGGGCUCCUGCGGAAAUUAUUGGCAGGAGCUGCCACGGGACAACUUACAGAGCUACUCUUGAUGGGGGGCAUGUGUUGGCUGUGAAGUGGCUCAGAGAAGGCAUCACAAAAGGCAGGAAGGAAUUCUCCAGGGAGGUCAAGAAGCUCGGGAAUAUUAGGCAUCCCAACAUCAUCUCCUUGCGAGGUUACUAUUGGGGUCCUAAAGACCACGAGAAGCUGAUCAUUUCAGAUUAUUUCAACGCAGAAUGCUUGACUCUUCAUCUCUGCGGUACGGCUUUUCCCUUUCCACUAUUUAUUAGAUAUUAAUCCGCUAAUGCUGUAUAUAAAUGCUGUUUUGUCUUGAAUCACUUUUGUCAUGAUCCAGGAACCUUUGUCUGGUUAGGCAUUGUGUUUCAUAGACUUGGAUCUCUGUGAAACACAACACCAGUUUAUCUACACCCAUAUGCAGAUGGCAUGAUAAAAACGAAUUUUGUUCCUAUAAAUUGUUUGAGAAACGACUGAUUGUGGAGAGCAUUUAUCAGGAACAGUUUCCCUAAAAAUAUGAGUCAUAAUCAUCAUCGGUCUUGCCAGAUCUCUGAUUCAUUAUUUGAUCCGUUUUCUUUGGAAGUGUUCUCCGUGAUGGGUAAGCAUUUGUCUUAGUCAAUCCUUCCUGUAUCAGUAAUAUUUGGAGAUUCAAUCUUGGGUGAAAGAUGUGAGAUAUGUAUAUUACUAGCCUCUGAACUAGUUAGGAUUUGGCAGCUGAUUGGGUCUAGUACUGAUGAAGUUUUCCAAUUGGCAGUAAGGUUUGCAGUAAUGGUGUUGAGGAUCAUUCCUGGGCUGGGACAGAGUAACCCAGCUUCGGGCUUCUUCUCAGAAAUUUAAUCGUUCUCCUCUUAACAAUGAUCACCAGGUUGACCUGAUCAAAUUGCUAAAUUGGUAUGGAAUCAUCUCUGACUGGUAGAUUAGAUUUCCCAUCUUGCAUGUGUUGACUUGCAGAUGCUAGAACUCCAUUAUUAUGGAGUUGUGUAAGUGGGAUAAAAGAGGUGUGGUGUCUCAUCAAAGCAUUCAUUCGAAGCAUUUUCUGCCAAUUGGCACCACCCACCACCUUUUUGCGCCACCAUACUCACGGCAGGUCACAGCGGGCUCACCUCCUGCUGUCGUAUUAAUAGAGCUGAGAAGUCUCAGGCUCCAUCCAGCUUCGAUUAGCAGAGUUUAAAACGGUUUCAAGCUCCAUUUCGUUGACUUCUUCAGCUCUGUUACUCUUAUCCUCGUUUCCAAUCGCUCUUCAAGUACUCAUAUCUGAAAAGAGAAAAAGAAAAAACACUUUUUUUGGCCUAAAAGCAAGAAUCAUGAACUGGGUCGCCGGUUCCUGAUGAGACAUGGAACGGUUGGAUUUGAAUGGAGGAGACAUGGACGUUGUGCAGGGCACUCUUAUGUUUCUCUCCCUUUAAAAGAAGCGAUUUUUAACGCCUGACAUUUGUGCUGUUGCUUGCCUCUGUGCAGAGUUCGAACCCAGAAAGCUCGAGCCCCUGUCUCCGACCCAGCGGCUCGGCAUCGCCAUCGACGUCGCGCGCGGCCUGAAUUAUCUCCACAACCAGAGGGCCAUUCCUCAUGGCAACCUCAAAUCCACGAACAUCAUCAUCAUCACCCAGCAGGCCCCCGCUCUGAACGCCCUGCUCUCGGACUACAGCCUCCACCGGAUAAUGAACCCCGCAGGCAUGGCGGAGCAGGUCCUCAACGCUGGGGCGCUCGGGUACAGGCCGCCGGAGUUCGCCUGCACCAGCAAGCCCUGCCCUUCUCUCAAGAGCGACGUCUAUGCCUUCGGAGUGAUCUUGCUGGAGCUUCUUACCGGGAAGAACGCCGGCGAGAUCGUCUCCGGCAACCCGAGCCUCGUGGACCUCACCGACUGGGUGAAGCUGCUGGCGAGCGAGCACCGCUCGGCGGAGUGCUUCGACAAGGUGAUCCUCGAGGCCGGGGGCGACGCCGCCGCCGAGGGCACGGCGGCGGCGAUGGAGGGGAUGCUGCAGGUGGCCCUCCGCUGCAUCCGACCUGCCUCGGAGAGGCCCGAGAUGGGGACUGUUUUCGAGGAUCUUCGCGCUCUGGCGGCGGCUCCGCCUGCUCCCACCCUGUACAUGACGCCGCCGCCGAGCUGA
Messenger RNA from Spirodela intermedia, 4608 nucleotides. The record is from the annotation of a GenBank genome assembly. Lineage: Eukaryota; Viridiplantae; Streptophyta; Magnoliopsida; Alismatales; Araceae.